Thalassophryne amazonica is the source of this 3393-nucleotide messenger RNA. RefSeq names its product INO80 complex subunit D (gene ino80da). Gene Ontology annotation, cellular component: nucleus. The record is from RefSeq and is a predicted model, not a curated record. NCBI's taxonomy places the organism in Eukaryota, Metazoa, Chordata, Actinopteri, Batrachoidiformes, Batrachoididae. The coding region runs from base 243 to 3224 and encodes 993 amino acids. The transcript has 10 exons.
AAUCCUCACCAGCCUCCCUACUGCUUAUGUUUUGGCUCUGGCUAGCUUUAUAUUUUACGCGCAUCUUCGUUUCAAGAUCCAACCGAGCUCGAUGAACAUCAUUCUCAACGAUCCGAUCGCGAAUAUCGACGCGCACGUAGCCUAGCUGAUUCUAAUAGACAUUUCGGCCGUGUAUCUGGAGUGAAUACCUUACGCAGCCCAAACCAAUUCAAGCUGAUGUUGUCAGGGACAAGAGUCACGUGAUGUAUGAAGGCAAACACAUACACUUCUCAGAGGUGGACAAUAAGCCGUUGUGCUCGUACAGCCCAAAGCUCUGCAAACAACGCAGGCUAAAUGGCUAUGCUUUCUGCAUCCGACACGUUCUGGAGGAUAAGACGGCUCCCUUCAAACAAUGUGAAUAUGUGGCUAAGUACAACAGCCAGCAAUGUACCAACCCCAUUCCCAAGUCUGAGGACCGCAGGUACUGUAACAGCCAUCUACAGGUUCUGGGUUUUAUUCCCAAGAAGGAGCGGAAAAAGAAACACGAUGCGUUGGAGGAUAUGCGCUCACGGCCUCACCUGGAGUCAGUGGCCCUCAACAUAACCGUGCCCUCCCUGGCGCUGAAGGCUCCCAAUGGCCUCAAUGAACUUCCGCCAUCCCCCCCUUGUUCACGGCUGUUGCCCUUGCCUGAUGGGGAGCUCUUGCUCCCCAUCAGGCAAGGGCAACAGGACCCUUUUGCCUUUUAUGAGGAAGACUCGGAUGGGGAGGAGGUGGGUACUCCUUGGAAAGGCAACACCAUCAAGAAGAAACUACAAAGCCGGCUGGUGCUCAACCAGAAACUCUGCCAUGACACGGACCUCUUUCAGCCACCUUCUGAGCACUUUAGUCCCUCCCCUGUCCUCCGUGUCCACCCCUCCCCGCCGCUCAACACUCAUCUCCCACGACAACAGUCAGGUCUUCUCCAGCCACCACAACACCCCAGUGUGACUUCCUUCAUUUUCCCAGGACAGCAGCAGGGUUUAUUAUGCAAUCCACCACCACCUCAGACGGUCAACUUUCUGCCUCCGGGGAUGCCCGCAAACACAGCAACCAGUCCGAUGCAACCUUCCGGGCAGUCACUCAGCAGAAAAAUGCCUUUCACUGCUACUCACUUGCCUGCAAGCAAGGACAGUAGUAGUAACAAUCAACGGCAUGUGGUUGUCAUGCGUCCUGCUGCCUUCUCACCUUCUGCCAACUGCCUGGCCAGAUUACAACAUCUAGUGCAACUCUGUGCGAAGAGACAACGGGAGCAUGGAGACCUCUUUCCUCAUCUAGGAUUGGACUGGUCAGUGGACAGUGCAGAUGAUGAAGAGGAGGCAGAAAGAGAUGUUCCUUUUCAGAGUUCUUGGAGACCAUAUGAUGGGUUGGAAGUAGACAGCGGUUCCUCUCGGAGAACACGACUGUUACGGCUUUGCUCAUACCUUCAGGAGAAAUACAAGCACAUGUGCAGGCAGGAGAGGGCAAGCAUCCGCCAGAAGAGAUACCGCUAUGCCUUCCGCAAAGCUUUGUUGCAAGCUGCCAGUAAUAACCCCAACUGUGCCGGGCAGCUGAUCCAAGAGUUACGUGGCACACCGCCGAGCUCCUUAAGUACGGUUCCAUCACAGCAGCAGAACACGGUGACGGGGAUCUGCACCGGCAGCACCAAAGGCCGGGCCUGCUCCAACAGAGCGCUGCCUUUCACUCAACACUGCUUUCAGCACAUUCUGCUGAAUCGCUCCCAGCAGCUCUUUUCGAGUUGCACGGCCCGAUUUGCAGACGGCCAACAGUGCUCCGUUCCCGUGUUUGAUAUCACGCACCAGACGCCACUCUGUGAAGAGCAUGCCAAAAAGAUGGAUAACUUCCUGCGUGGAGACGGUAACCGGCGAGUGCAGCACCAGCAGCAGCAACAGCGCAAGCCACGUAAAAAGACCAAACCACCGGCGCUUACCAAAAAACACAAGAAGAAGCGGAGGAGAGGGCCGCACCGGCCUCAGAAACCAAUCCCUCCCGCACUGCCGCAGGGAAACCUGGGAAUGCCAUCAACGAGCAUCGCAAUGCCCUCGCAGGCUAGCGUCAGGAGCCCUUCAACACCAGACCUGAGUGCAGACGAGCUUCCUGAUGACAUCACCAAUGAAAUGGCAGACAUUCCAAAUGACCUCGAGCUAAACCAGGAGGAUUUCUCCGAUGUGUUACCCAGACUACCCGAUGACCUGCAGGACUUUGACUUGUUUGAAGGUAAGAAUGGGGAUCUGCUGCCAACCACCGAGGAGGCUGAGGAGCUCGUGCGGGCGCUGCAGGCAAUGGCAUCUUACCCCGAGUCGUUGGUGUGCCUGACAUCCAUGGGAGACUUAGCUUCGUCUGAAGGAGUGGACCACAGAGUGUUCCCAGGGCCGGUCCAGCCAGGGACCAUGGGGGACCUUCUCAACAGCCGCAUCCCAACAGAGAACUUCACCAGCCUUGAGCUGGAGGACAAUCUACUACAGUCCACUGGGGGUCACUUUCCCCCUUCGCCGCCAUCGCAGCCUUCUAACCAGCCACCAACAUCAUCUUCUUCGACAGUUGCCCCCUCGCCCACCACCCUGCUCGCUCAGAGUCCCCUAACAGAGCGAACGUUUUCUCGGACGCAUGCGUCCCACGUCCUGUCAAAAUCAGACACGUCCAUGUCAUCUCCCCACGGCAGCCACUAUAGUAGUGAGCACGUGCCAUCGCCAUACAGCGACCACAUAUCUUCACCCCACACCAGCUCCUUCCAGACAGAGACCCCGCUCUUGCUAGAAGUCCCUCUCAGUGGAGUAUCAGGGCCUCCACGGUCCUCGUGGAACAACCUCCCUGUCCCCCUCACUGACCCCACGCAGUUUGGCAAUCUCAUAGGCUCAGAAAGUCAUCUCAUCUCCACCUCGCUGUCCACACCCCCUGCCACCACACAUUCUGUGACCCUGCAGCCAAUGGCUGCUCUGUCGGCGAUGCCACAGAGCGGUUUGACCGGCUUAACGACGUCCCCCGCCUCCUCAUCCACAUCGCACGACCUUCUCACCUCCGUACAACCCAAGCAACAGCUCCCUCAGUUCAGCGCGGCCUUUGGCCAUCAACUGGCCUCCCACAGUGGCAUCCCGAAAGAUGUGCAGCCCAGCCACAGCUCCACGGCGCCCCUUGCUGGCUUCUCCAUAGGUAGUGCCACUGCUGCAAGUGCCAACAGUGCCACACCCCCCUUCACGCAAAGUAAGUGAUAGCUGUGGGGCUGCAGUGUCUGCGGGAUGGUCUGCGGGCUCACAGUCUCGAACAGUCCAUCUGACUGGCUUCUGAUCGACCACCCUUCAUCUCUGUGUGUGCAAUGUGGUUAUAGUGCACUAUUUGAUAAUGAAUUUGCACAACCUCAGAUUUUUCCUCAAUAUAUAU